AUGCAGAAGCUUGAGACAAAAAGGAAGCGCAUUCCUGGAACGAGAGAGCUUCUUACGCAAAUUAAACAGAUUUCCGAAGAUAUUGGCUCUUUGGAGACAGAAAUAAAAGCAUGCCAUGAUAAGAUAAACGCCAUAAUAGCACAGGAAAAGAGUAACUCUCCUAAGGCAAAGAUUUUAAGUGAGCUAAAGGAAGCAAAGGAUGUAGUAGAGAAGAUCAGAGCAGAAAGAAAAAACUAUCAAUACCUUAUUAAGGAUGCGGUAGGCAAGAUUGAGUCACUCAAAGGUGCUACAUCCUGGGUCCAAGGCGGAUACGAUUCUAUUGAUAAAAUUAAUAGAAAAUUAGAAGAUCUUGAGCUUAAACUGAUAUCAACCAGUAUUUCUGCAAAGGAGGAGAGUGAGAUUGCAGCCAGCAUGGCAAGCUUAAAAACCCAGAAGAGCAAGCUCUCGGAGAUGGAGAAUAACAGCAAGACCAUUGAGGCACUUGAAGUGUCGAUAAAGGAAUUCAAAAAGAAACUUAGUGAGCUGGGCAAUGAGCUUGGAAAAAAGCUUGUGGUUAUUGAUUCACUAAAAGCAGAUCUUGAUAAGCUUGCUGAGAGCUCGAAAGUCAAGUCGCCAGAGAUUAUUAAACUUAAGAAUAGGAUUGCCUCUCUUGAGGCACAGAAGUCGGAGCUAUCCAAAGUUAGGAAUGCUAAGAGGGAGGAGAUCCACGUGAUGGAAGAGGAGUAUUCCAAGUUUGAGGUAGAAUUAAUGGUCCAGAAAUCGCUUGAAGAGCAGAAGGAUGGCAUCAGAAAGACCAUCAAUGCACUUAAGGUAGAAAAGGAGAGCCUGCUAAAUGAACAGAGUGCAUAUGAUCCCAAGAUGUAUGACUCUUUGAUAUAUUCCAUUAAUAAAGUGAAAAAAUCAGGUGUAUUUUCACUAGAUAUUGAUUUGGUAACACACCUGAUGAAAAAUGAAAUACCGAUUCCAAAUAGCAUUGAGUCCCUAGAUAAGACUAUUGAGCUUCUCAACAAGAAGAAGGCAGAAAGCCAGCAGUCGUUUGAUGAGAAGCGAGGGAAAAUAAGCGCAUUUGUUGCCGAUAUUGACUCUAAGAUCGGAGCUGAGGUUGAGAAGCUUAAUGCACUGCCAGCUACGAACUUUGAAGUUUUGAGGAAAGGCGGAUUCAAGCCAGCUUCUAAAAGUAAAACUUAA
Molecule: messenger RNA, 1188 nt
Organism: Vittaforma corneae ATCC 50505
Lineage: Eukaryota; Fungi; Microsporidia; Nosematidae
Exons: 1
Coding region: 1-1188 (395 amino acids)
Source: RefSeq, a predicted model, not a curated record